Molecule: messenger RNA, 259 nt
Organism: Racocetra persica
Lineage: Eukaryota; Fungi; Glomeromycota; Glomeromycetes; Diversisporales; Gigasporaceae
Source: the annotation of a GenBank genome assembly
AUGAAAGUUAUUAGUAAAGUAACAGGAAUUCUUUGGCGAAAUGCAUCUCUAGAAGAGAAGGAAGUUUAUGAGAGAUUGGCGGAUGUUGUUAAUGAAAUUCAUGUUCAACGUCAUAAUAUAUUAUAUCGACAAUAUCAACAACAAGAAGUGCUUGGUGACGUUUUACCAUUAUCACAAUCAUCAACAUCAUGUAUAUCCACACCUUUAAGACCAAUGGCUUACAAGCCCUAUCAGAUCCCUUCCCCUCCAUUUUAUAAUG